GGGAGGACGAUUUUCCUCCGACGCCAUCGCCAGCGCCACUUGCGAUCCCGCAACGCACGCUCACUCACUUCUCACAGGCCUUGCGCAGAUCACAUGCCCUUUUCCUUGGAUUGAUUGGCUCCCCUGUCAACCGUUUCAUCACCGAUUCAGAGACAGACCUCGUCGUUCUCUUGUUGCUGUUGUUGUAGUUGUUUUUAUUGUUAUUUUUUUCUCUGGGGGAGUGCGGGCUUAUUGUAUGUAGAGGGAGUAGUGGCGGGAGGGAGGGGGAUUUGGAGUUUUGCUGGGUGCGGGAGCCAUGGAUCAGAGCUCGUUGGAGGCCGUGGUGGUGAGGCUGGAGCAAGCAGUGUCGAGGCUGGAGACAUUGGGGUCCAGAGCUACGUCCAGCUCGGCCGAUCGGGGGAUUUCUUCGCUCGUCGGUUUCGCGGACCCGGGCGCGUCUCAGCCUGCUGGAUCGGCCAGUCAUCUUUCCGUUGAGGCGUUUGAUGAAUUAGUGCAGGCUAGGGUUGGUAGGGUGCUCGCCGCGGCGGAUAAGAUCGGUGGUGGCGUUCUGCAGACGUCGCAGGUGUUGCAGCGGGCUUUCGAUGCUGAGAAGGCUAUUGUGCGCGCCAUUUCUCAGUGCAAGCGGCCAGAUCCAGCAGCAUUGCAAAAGGUUGUCCAGCCACUGGUUGACGCUCUUACCAAGGCACAUGGAUUGACUGAGGGCAAGAGGACGGAAGCUUUCAAUCAUCAGAAGGCUGUUGCUGAAAGUCUGUUGGCCCUUAGUUGGGUCUGCUACGCCGGCAAAGAUUGUGGUAUGAGUCUUCCAGGUCCACAUGUGGAGGAAAGCUGGCAAUCUGCUGAAUACUACAACAACAAGGUUCUUGUGGAGUACAAGGGCAAGGAUGCUAAUCACGUUGAGUGGGCGCGUGCCUUGAAGGAGCUCUACCUGCCAGGCUUACGUGACUAUGUUAAGCAGUUUCAUACCACCGGACCUUCCUGGAAUACCACUGGUGUUGAUUUAUCUACUUGGUCUCCUGGGAGUCCAGAGUCUGCCAAGAAGACAAGUGCACCUCCACCUCCUCCUCGAGGGCCACCACCUCCUCCUCCAAGAGGACCACCACCACCUCCUCCACCUGGUUCACUUGCCCCACCCUUAUCUGGUGCUUCAAGUUCUACUGGUGGAGCCCCUCUCAGCAUGUCUGAAGUUCUUAAAGACAUCAAUAAGGGAGAACAAGUAACCGCGGGUUUGAGGAAGGUGACUGACGACAUGAAGACAAAGAACCGUGCUGACAGGAGUGGUGCAGUUCCAGCUGGUUCUGCACCUAGUGAGAAAAUUACUGAUGCUUCUACUGCAGCUUCGCCCAAGAUAGGCACCCCAAAAUGCGAACUUGAUGGUCGCAAGUGGGUAGUUGAAUAUCAAGUUGGUAACAGAAACAUCAUUCUGGAUAGUUGCAAGCCAAAUGAAUCCAUUUAUAUUUUUGGCUGCAAGGAUUCAGUUAUACAGGUUCAAGGAAAAGUGAAUGCUAUCGCCUUCGACAAGUGUAUCAAGUCUGCACUUGUUUUCACUGACGUUGUGGCAGCUUGUGAGAUUGUGAAUUGCACUAGCGUGGAGGUGCAAUGCAUGGGCACUGCACCAACAAUUUCCAUUGACAACACCAAUGGAUGUCAGCUCUAUCUGGGGUUGAAGUCUCUAGAUGCUGCCAUCACCACUGCCAAGUCAAGUGCUGUCAACGUGCUUGUACCGGGCGCUACUGAGGAUUCUGAUCCUGUGGAGCAUGCAUUGCCGGAGCAGUUUCUCAACUCUUUCAAAGACGGGCAGUUCACGACCACCCCUGUUUCACACUCUGGUGGUUAAAAUAUAUGCAGAAUUGCUACCUUUCAACAGCUUACAAUUUUCAAAAUCAAGAUAACUUCAAUCUACCAAGCGAGGACAUGUCCAUCGCAACCAUUAUCUACUGUGAUAACUAUUUGUAGUUUUCUGCUUCAAGAUAGAUUUGGAUAGUUGCACUUGAUUUCUCGAAGUUUCGUCGCUCUUAUCCGGUCUUCCAGUGGACCGACAGGUACAUUUCGUCGCAUGGCUUCCAUUUCCUUCUCAGCUUUUCUGGCCAUGAUCUGAUCAUCAUAUGAUACUAAUUGUGUGAAGUACCCUUUUUUGGGUUCAAUUUUAUUUUUAUUUUUAUUCAAAUAGAAUGUUUUCUUUA
This is a messenger RNA of Physcomitrium patens, 2180 nucleotides long. Its product is annotated as cyclase-associated protein 1. Gene Ontology annotation, cellular component: cytoplasm. Lineage: Eukaryota; Viridiplantae; Streptophyta; Bryopsida; Funariales; Funariaceae. Gene Ontology annotation, molecular function: adenylate cyclase binding; actin binding. The record is from RefSeq and is a predicted model, not a curated record. Gene Ontology annotation, biological process: cytoskeleton organization; actin filament organization.